Messenger RNA from Cryptomeria japonica (Japanese cedar), 3937 nucleotides. RefSeq lists its product as uncharacterized. Lineage: Eukaryota; Viridiplantae; Streptophyta; Pinopsida; Cupressales; Cupressaceae. The coding region runs from base 1853 to 3238 and encodes 461 amino acids. The transcript has 3 exons. The record is from RefSeq and is a predicted model, not a curated record.
UGACCACUAGUUUUUGCUGCCGCGUCAUACGACGCUAAACGGGGUUUCAUAUCUUCAUUCCGAAAUUCGAUUUUGGUUUGGCCUCCUUUCCGCAGUUGCCAAUUUGCCAUUGUCAGGAAAUUGUGUUUAGAAAAUAUAUGCUCAUAGUCAUAUCUGCAUUUCUGACAAUUGUCAGAUUUCACUCAGUUAAAACUAUGCGGUCGUAUGGGAGUUUUGACUUUGGGGCAAGGCUUUGAAACUCACAGUUAAUGACACCAUGUGAGGGUGCUAUCUAAGUCUUCAGGGAAUCCAACACAACUUGCAACUAGCUGAUAAAAAAGACCCUCUUUUUCCAGCAAUCCCAAAUUAUCAUUUUGGCCAAAUUUACAUAAAUUAGUCUCAUUUUCAAUCAUCACUAGCUAUGACUUGUAUUCCCUGCUAGAUUCCUUUGCAAUUUCCCCCUUAAAUUUAUAAUAUAAUACUUGGUUAACUUCCUUUCCCUGCAUGUCUGUCUCCUUGUCUUUAUUUAGUCCAUGGUGCUGCUAUAGUCCUUGUGCUGCUACAGUCCUAGGCUCAUAUUUCCCUAUCCUGUUUCAAUCCCUGUCUGUCUGCUUGAGGUGUGUACAAGGUCACUGCUUGGUAUAACAAUCUUCCUACUUUCUACCAUGAAAUCAAUUUAUUAAAGAGGAAAUGAUUGAUUGGCCCAACUUUAAAUAAGUAUUUCUUCUUGGAUCUAAGGUUAGCUCUACUUGAAGACCCUGCCCACCACAUUUUGGCCCACAAAGUACAGGCUGAUAACUUUUUUUGGUGGAUAAAGUUUGUUCAUUCUACUCCCAUGUUUUCCUGCCCACAUGGUUUGAUUCCCUCCACCUUGCUCUGCAUUUGUGGGGUUUGAGAAGAAAAGAUUGCAGCAACCAGCAGCAUCUAUCCAAUCACCUUGUUCAACCCCUAUUCCCUAGCCUGUCAUUCAAAGCGAAACUAAGCAAAAUACGACUUUUCAGGACUUCUACUCACAACCCACCUGAAAAAUCUCUAUAGAAGCUUGUUGGGAUGUUUUGUCCUGGUCUGUUCCUUUUGUGUUUGGGGCACUCACUUGAGUAAGUCGGCAUAAACUAAGAUAAAUCACUGUGAAUACACUUGCUUUCUGCUUUUGAUCACGACAAUCUUACAAAGAGAAGCAAACCGUUUCUUAUUUACACAUUUCUGAAUACAGCUGCCUCAGUAUCCAAUAGGUUUGUGACCCUUGUCUUUUCUGCAAAUAUUCGAGCCAUUGGCCCAUUACACUGUAUCUUUAGGGGGCCAUCUUAUUGGAUUCUCUUAAGCUGUAAUGGGGAUUGUGCCAUAUGACUGUAAUGUAGUGUAAUGAAAAAUACUCACUGGUAAGACACUAUUCUGUGACGCUAUCUUGCAAAUGGGCAUGCUUGCUGUUGUUUCCUAGCACAUGCAUACUAUUUGGUUGUAUCGAAAUGUUGCUGGGUCAAGACAAGGAAAGCCCAUUUGGAAAAAAAUUUCUUAGGUCACAAGAUCUUUGAGGGAAAGGAUAUUAACAUUGAAGAGUUGUAUUCUCAAGAAGGGUUUGGGUAGAAUCAAUCUGGUCUUUUGUUGAGGAAGAAGCAGAGACGUGUUUAAAUACCAUUUGGAAACCAAGACCUUGUCAAACAAUGGUUUCAAACAAGGAUGGGAGGUUAAAUACGGAAGUAAGCAAAUGAAGAUGGCUGGUUUGUUCUAUCUUCAGCAAUCAAAGCUCGGCGCUUUCUUUCUUAUGCCCAAUGAGUGCAAGCACUUGAGAGACUUUAUGAUUGAACAUCCUAUUCUUUGAAGGACCAGGCAACAUUUCCUACUGGACAUUUCUUAUUUUUAGUUUAAAAUAAAGAUGGAGAAAAAACAUAGCUUUUUCUCAGAGGUAGUUAGAGGCCUGUCCCCAGGCAAAUCUAGAUCAAGUAGUCCGAACAGCAGAAGUGUAUCUCCUCUGAGACUACUCAGGCGGAACAAGCAGCAAUCACAGCCUCAGAAUGACCAACUGAUGGCAAGGUCCGGAAGCCUGAGACCUAUUGGAGAGACCCUAGCCCCUCUUAUGGAAGGACCUAAUACUGAAGGCUUUGAGGGUGAGGGCAAAAAAGAAGGAUGGAGUGGUUUGCAUAAUUGGAUGAGAGGACAACUUUCUAGAGCACCUUCCGUGUCUGGCUACAAGCGGUCUGAUCUUCAGCUUCUUCUAGGUGUUUUGGGUGCUCCUCUUGCUCCCGUGCGUGUUAGCAGUGAUCCUCUUCCUCAUCUCAGCAUCAAGAACAUUCCCAUUGAGUCCUCCUCUGCUCAGUAUAUUCUCCAGCAAUACAUAGCAGCCUCAGGAGGGGCGAAAUUUCAAAGUUCUAUCCGAAAUGCCUAUGCUAUGGGAAAAGUGAAGAUGUUGGCAUGUGAAUAUGAAACAGCCACAAAAUUGAUGAAGAAUAAAAAUGCUUCCAAAGCUGCUGAGACUGGUGGAUUUGUACUAUGGCAGAUGAUGCCUGAUAUGUGGUAUGUAGAGCUAGCGGUUGGAGGCAGCAAAGUUCAUGCAGGAAGCAAUGGAAAGAUAGUUUGGAGACACACACCAUGGCUUGGUGCCCAUGCGGCAAAAGGGCCUGUCAGGCCUUUGCGUAGAGCUCUUCAGGGCUUGGAUCCAAGAACCACUGCAAGCAUGUUUGCCGAUGCAAGAUGUAUUGGGGAAAAGCAAAUCAAUGGAGAAGACUGUUUUAUUCUGAAACUUUGUGCAGAUCCUUCAACUUUGAAGGCCAGAAGUGAUGGCCCUGCGGAGAUCAUAAGACAUGUUCUCUUUGGCUAUUUUAGCCAGAGAACUGGACUUCUUGUCCUUAUGGAGGAUUCUCAUCUCACACGAAUUCAAUCGACUGGAAGUGAUGCUGUAUAUUGGGAAACCACCAUAAAUUCAUUUCUUGAAGAUUACAGAUCUGUGGAUGGAAUGAUGAUUGCCCAUUCAGGCCGGUCUAUUGUUACACUCUUUAGAUUUGGAGAAACUGCAAUGAGCCACACCAAAACUCGCAUGGAGGAAGCGUGGACUAUAGAAGAAGUAGAAUUCAAUGUGCCUGGAUUGUCUAUGGAUUGCUUUAUUCCUCCUGCGGACAUUAUGUGUGGUUCUGUCAGUGAAGCCAGUGAGUUGCCUCAAGAAGAAAGAGGCAAAUCCAUGGCUGGAAGCAACCGCAAUAAGGUAGCUGCAUUGGAGAAACCUCAAGAAAAAGCUGAUAACAUCAUUUGGAGAGUAGAAGUCUGAUUGUCCCUUUUCAUGUGUAAUGAACCCUUCCAUUUACACGAGCAAUUAAUUGAGACAACAUUACUAAUGUUUCCCAAAAUACAAGUUAUCUUUCAAGCCAAUCUAACCUGCUUCAGAAUGCCUAAGAAGUCACAUACAGAGUAUAAACCUUCACAGGCUGUGUCUCAGGGCUGGUAAAUGUUUAUACUCUGAAUGCAGAAGCUCUGCUUACAUCUUGAUCUUUGUUUGGCCAUGACACGUUGAAGCAGUGUACCAUAUCUGAGACAUAUAACUCUUCUUGCUUACAGAACUAACCUUAUACGGGAGGAAGUUUGGGACUGACAAAUAUGCAUGCAUCAGCAAAUAAUAGCUCCGCAUGCAGCUUUGAUUUCUAUAUGUUUGCUAAGCAGGCUUGGCAUUUCUCAAAGUUGUGAAAGCUUUUUUUUUUUUCAGGUCAUUAGUAGUUUGUGGAGUAUGAUUUCUCCCCCGCUGGGCGUAAAUGGUUGUCAUGUUAUCAAUAAAUGAGGUCCCAGUGGUCUGGAGGAACUAAAUGUGGGUGGAAUUUUUUAUGCCCUAUUUGUAUGUCUUGAUUUGUAUGGGAUCUUUAACAAAGUAGUGGCUGGCUAUAAUUGUUCUGACUUAAAAAGGUCACAAAAAGACUCAAAAUACUGUGUAAAAAUUAUUCAGACAUAUUUUCCAAAUAGUAUAAUUUUCUUUGGA